Molecule: messenger RNA, 2837 nt
Organism: Salvelinus namaycush (lake trout)
Lineage: Eukaryota; Metazoa; Chordata; Actinopteri; Salmoniformes; Salmonidae
Product: cyclic AMP-responsive element-binding protein 5-like
Exons: 11
Coding region: 54-1514 (486 amino acids)
Biological process (GO): regulation of transcription by RNA polymerase II
Molecular function (GO): DNA-binding transcription factor activity, RNA polymerase II-specific; cAMP response element binding
Source: RefSeq, a predicted model, not a curated record
UCCUCUCAACUCAGUGCCGCUUGUCCGCUCCACUUGUUAGGUUUGUAAUAGAGAUGAAUGAUGAACAGGACCGGUCCUAUAGAUGCAGUGCUCCUGGCUGCUCGCAGCGGUUCCAAACAGAAGACCACCUGAUGAUCCACAGACACAAGCAUGAGAUGACCCUCAAGUUCUCCUCGACCAAGGCUGAUCCCCUCGCAGACCAGACCCCAACGCCGACACGUUUCCUGCGUAACUGUGAGGAGGUGGGCCUCUUCAAUGAGAUCGAACAAGAGUUCCGCCAGGCACAGGAAGAGCAGAACAUUAAACAGACUCAGAGUCUCCCUCAGAAUGGAUCAUCAUGUGUGAACCAGCCCCAGCCCCACUCCCAACACCAACCACAGUCCCAUGGUGGUAUGAGGGGUCUAAGCUGCAGCAUGGCUGGACAGCAAGCACUGCCCUCUGCCCAGUCCAACUCAGUCAUCACCCAGGCCCACUCCAUGCUCACACACUCAGGACCUGUCCCUGGGCCCCUCUCCUCCCUACUGCACCUGAGGAACAACAGACAGAGACAGCCCCUGGCCGCCUCCAUGCCUGGCACCCUGCCAGACCCAGCCAUGCAGGGAGCAUCUGCCCAGCAUAUGUCUAUGGAAAGACAGAUGUCUAUGGGAUCCAGUAUGAUGAGCAUCCAAGGUCCCGCCCACAACUCUUCCUGCUCUUCACCUCAGAGAGCUAAAACCGUGGGUCACCACCACCAACACCAACACCCGGGAGCUGUCGCCAACGGCAACAUGGGUCCCACCAUGGGUAACAUGAUUGAGAUGUCACCGCGCCAACGGCACACUCAACUGCAGCAGCAGCAUCAUCAGCAACUGCAGCAGGCUCCGCCCAUCUCCUACCAGCAGCACUGCCACGCCCCUCCACAUCACCUGGGAAACGCCCACAGCCUGGGCCACCAAUCAGGGAACGUGCCACAUCAUCCGGUUCACCAAUCACCUCCCUCGCACCUGCAGGCCAGCCACACCCACCAGACCUCGCCUCACCUGCCCCUCCACUCCAUAGCUGCUCAGUUGUCUCCAGCAGCACAGCAGAUGCAUUCAUCCCAGCAGACACAUUCCCUGCAUGCAGGCCAGGCGACUGGAGGACGUCGCAGGAGGUCUGUGGACCAGGACCCAGACGAGCGCAGGCAGAAGUUCCUGGAACGCAACCGAGCUGCGGCCACGCGAUGCAGACAGAAGAGGAAGGUCUGGGUGUCUGCUCUGGAGAAGAAGGCAGAGGAGCUGACGCACAACAAUAUGCAGCUGCAGAAUGAGGUGACCACUCUGAGGUCAGAGGUUGGCCAGCUGAAGCAGAUCCUGCUGACCCAUAAAGACUGUCCUGUCUCCGCCCGCCACAGAGAAUCACAGGGGUACCUCAGUCCAGGGAGUUCGACAGGAAGUCCCUCCCCCCUGUGUCCCGGGUCGCAGCAGCAGGCCAUCCAAUCCAACAGCAUCUCCACCUCCUCAGCUGGAGGGGGCGAUGGAGCGCACAGCAAUUAAAAACUAAAGCGCGGGUGGGUGCGCAUGUGGUUCGGAACAUAGAGUUGGAUAGAGAGCUUCCAAUAAUGUCCCAGGAGACAAACUCUCUAGUACACCUCUAUGGUUCAGAAUCAACCCCCCUCCAAUUAAGUACAGGAUGUAGUUCCUCCUAAACACUGAGCUAAAGUCAGUUAUGUGUUUCCCCCCUAAUGGUUAAGGUUAGGAUGGGGAAGGGUGAGCUGAUCCUUGAUCUGUGGUUAGAGGCAACUUCUACCUGGAAUCAGGGAUUAAACCCUAGGUGGGUGCAUCUCAUUAGUCUUAAAUGGCUCCCUCUCCUGGUCUCCUAGCCUCUAUGGACACAUGUAUAGCAGAACUGGACUGGUCUCUAUAAGCCUUACAUCUCCGGUAGGUUUGCAAAAUUCCGGUAACUUUCCCAACCGUGAUUUCUGGAAAACCUGUGCAUUUUGGGAAAGUUACCAGUGUUUUUGCAACCCUAGUCUCUGUCUCUCUAACUGUGUGAUCAUAGUCACCUGUGAACUGGAUCGUAUUGUGUCUGGGGGAAUCAGUCGACCAAUGUGUCUCAGUUAGUGGGAAAUCAGACAUCCAAGUACUGUGCUAUCUAUUCCAGGACUGCUUCAUGGUGCUGUGUCUGCAAACAUACUUGUUAUCAUAUCACCUUUUUCUUAGUGGCAGUUUUUUGUUGUUGUUGAAUGCGUCGGAGUUGGGUCUUGUAACUUACACCAUGACUAGGACCAGGAGUUUCUCCAGGAACAACUCUGGGGCUUAAAAAUAGCCUGUUACUAUGGACCAGAGUUUUACCUAGUCAGGUCACUGGGUCAGGUUAAACUCCUGGCUCUAACCAUGACUAAAUAAUGUUACUACAUUGCGUAUGUGUUUGUGUAUGGUUGUAUGUGUAACAUAGGCCUCUCUGAAAUGCAGAACGUGAACGAAAACUAAUACAAAUGUACAUUUUAUACAAAUUUAUAUCAAGUCCUAUGAAUAGGAUGCCCUUGUUUUGUAACAAUGUAAUGCAAAGCCUCUUUUCCCUUUGAAAGUAUUACAAUGUUUGUACAUACAUUAAGUUGGGCCUAGAGUUUUCCUUGACCAUGUCACUUGACCAAGAUAACUCCUGGCCCUUUGUUUAACCUCUGUAAAGCACUUACUAGUUUCCAACAGUGUAUUUAUCAUGUAAACUAGGCUCACACAGUACGUUGGCCUAUAUCCUGUAUCUAUGUUUCCUUCUGUGUCUGUAUUGUGAUUUGUUUUGUUUCAUGUUUUUUUUUGUACAGAUAUUGACAAUCGCUACAAACCUAAUACGAAAAUAAAAGCACUUAUUCUCUGGUA